AAUUAGGUUAAAUAAGUUGGCAGCGCCAGCCUUGUUGUGUUUAGUUUUGUUAAAAUAUCUAUUUCUCAGUUAAUUUUCUUUGCUGUGACUGUUAUAACAUCUUAGAGUAAAAUGAGCACCGCGGUUGAGGGAGCCAACACGGGAGCCGGCAAGUUGCUUAACUACUUUACGCUGCAGACAGCGUUUGAGAAAACCCUGGAGCUAGCCAUUGCCCAAAAUAGCGUAGAGUUGUUGGUGCAAGCGUACAACAGCUUUGCAUCCAACUCAGAUCACGAUAAGCGUCUUCCUAUGGAUCAUGCUUUCCGGGUGCUGCUGAUGAAGCGAUUGGAGGACGAUGUCCAGCGUAUUGGCGACCUUGUGCGUCUCUCUGUGGAAGCCACGCGGGCGGAGAUCGUGUCAAACACUAUCCCUGUCGUUCUCCUGAUUGACACCUUUGACGUGGUCACUCUGGACAAAUGCCAAGAGAUUUUUCGCUUUGUCGAGGAACUCGUCGAAGUUUGGAAAGAGGAAAUAUUCUUCGCGUCGUGCAAGAACAACAUUCUGCGAAUGUGCAACGACUUGCUGCGCCGCUUGUCGCGUACUCAGAACACUGUUUUUUGCGGCCGCAUCUUGCUCUUCCUUUCCAAAUUCUUUCCAUUCUCUGAGCGUUCGGGACUUAAUAUAGUGUCAGAGUUUAACCUUGAUAAUUACACAGAGUAUGGGUUAGACAGCAAGGACCACGACGACAACGACAAUAAGGAGCUGGAGGACACUGCCGAGGACAUUCCCCUGAAAAUAGACUACGAUCUGUACUGCAAAUUCUGGUCGCUGCAGGAGUUCUUCCGCAAUCCCAACCAGUGCUAUAGCAAGGCACAGUGGAAAAUGUUCCAAAUGCACACUGAGAACAUCCUCCAAUCAUUCUCCAGCUUCAAGCUGGAGGAUUUGCGUCAAAGUAUCAAUGACAAUGCCAGUGAAUCUGGCCACGCAAUGGAAAUUGACGACGAAGCUGUAGAUUCUGCGGCCAUAUCCACAGUCAACAAAGCCAACCACUUCUUUGCCAAGUUCCUAACAAACCCAAAGCUAUUGGCUCUCCAAUUGUCAGACUCAAAUUUCCGCCGUGCAAUCCUGGUACAGUUUCUUAUACUUUUUCAAUACCUCCAAGUUAGUGUAAAGUUUAAGAACGAUUCGUAUACCCUCACGACGGAUCAAACGGAGUUUAUCAAAGACACUGAACCCCGUGUCUAUAAGUUGCUUGAAGAAACGCCGCCUUAUGGCAGAAGGUUUGCCCGUACUGUCAACCAUAUGCUAGUGCGAGAGGAGAUGUGGAACAAUUGGAAGAACGAGGGCUGCAAGGAAUUCAAAAAGCCGGAGGAACCUGCGACCGCCGACGAGGAUUUAAAGCCUCCACCUACGAAGAGACCAAAGCGCCCAUUGGGCGAUUCACUGCGAGAUGCUGCUCGUCAAGGCAAGUUCUUCUUGGGAAAUGACAACCUCACUCGGCUGUGGAACUACUCACCGGACAAUCUGCAGGCUUGCAAGAGUGAACAGCGCAACUUCCUGCCCCUACUUGAAACAUACUUGGAGACACCUCACGACAAGACUGAUCCCGCAUUUGAAUGGCGAGCGUUGCGAUUACUGGCCCGCCAGACGCCUCAUUUCUUCACUUCAUUGUCACUGCCAUCCAACAAAAUAUCCGACUAUUUAGAGCAAGUACGCAAGCGGCUCGUUCGUGAUAAGGAGCCCAAGGCUGUGUCAGCAGCAUCCAACUCUGAGCAAAACAAUGGGUUGGCAACAAACAAUUCCCAUACUGAGAGCGAGCAGGACGCGACCGUGGCACUUCAGGAAGUUGAACCAGAGCAAGGUCUCGAGGUGGAGGAUACUGAACCAGUCGAAGAGACGGAUGAGGCACCUGCCCAUGAAAAGCCACUGAUGGUCACCCGCGAACACAUCGAAGAAGUGGCCCCACUGAUUGGCGAGCCCUGGAUGAAGGUCGGCAAGAAGAUUGGCUUCAAGAACGACGAGCUUCUAUAUUUCCAGAUGGAACAUCCCACGGCAACAAUAGCGUGUGUUCAGAUGCUUACCAACUGGAUAUCGGACGAUGAUGAUGCCACCCUGGAUAACUGGGCGUACAUGCUGGAGGGACUGGAGAUGAACACAGCCGCCGAAGCGGUGAAGGCCAUUAUCGAGCGCGAAAAGAAAUCGUCUAGUUCGACGGCAGAGCCCAGCCUUGUAGACGCCUCGGAUGGCAACGACGUGGAAGUGCUCUCCGAUUAGGAUCUCUGAUUCCCAGAACCUCCCUUAGUUAAUAAGACAACAUUAGUUUCGUUCCAAUCAUCUAACUUCUUUAUCACAAGUAAAAGUAUGGGUUUGAUCACUGUCACCCAGCCAGGGA
This is a messenger RNA of Drosophila ananassae, 2371 nucleotides long. RefSeq names its product THO complex subunit 1 (gene Hpr1). The record is from RefSeq and is a predicted model, not a curated record. Bases 112 to 2253 code for a protein of 713 amino acids. Gene Ontology annotation, molecular function: protein binding. Gene Ontology annotation, cellular component: THO complex part of transcription export complex. NCBI's taxonomy places the organism in Eukaryota, Metazoa, Arthropoda, Insecta, Diptera, Drosophilidae. The transcript is spliced from 5 exons. Gene Ontology annotation, biological process: mRNA export from nucleus; signal transduction; regulation of DNA-templated transcription elongation.